AUGGAGUCAUUACUUAUGUUGACAUGCUUUGAUACUGACGUGCUCGCAUGGCAGCAGGUGUUGGAGCAGCAUGGCAGGGACGAGUCAUACCACGAGGCUGUCCCACCAGACGCAGUUGCAUUCCCCCGCUCCACUCACCAAGUGCAACAGCUGGUAACCGCGUGCGCUGCCGCCCGCGUGCCCGUCAUUCCCUAUGGCGCCGGCACGUCUCUGGAAGGCCACGUGGCGGCACUCUGUGGGGGAGUCUCCAUUGACCUGUUGCAGAUGAACGAGAUGAACGAGGUGCGAUGGGUGCGGUUACCAGGUAACAACGAGGUACCUCAGAAGGUGCCCGUCAUUCCCUAUGGCGCCAGCACGUCUCUGGAAGGCCACGUGGCGGCGCUCUGUGGGGGAGUCUCCAUUGACCUGUUGCUGAUGAACGAGGUAUUGUGGGGUUACCAAGUAACGCGUCCCAUGAUUGGCACAAGUAGCAGGGGUGAGCAGUUGCUGCAUAGUUUAUAG
Molecule: messenger RNA, 501 nt
Organism: Closterium sp. Naga37s-1
Lineage: Eukaryota; Viridiplantae; Streptophyta; Zygnematophyceae; Desmidiales; Closteriaceae
Source: the annotation of a GenBank genome assembly